AAAAAUGCAUGUAGAGAUGGCGCCAGUUUUUGAGGAAGUUUUAUCGCCAGUUUUGCAAAGCUUGUGAAGUUGUUGGGCGGAAGUGGCAGUAAAAAACGCUGGAAAUAACCUGUGCAACAUGGAAAUUUAAAAUGACCAAGAUACUCGGGAGGCCGUCUUCCAUGUUACGGGUGACGGACUUAAAUAAUGAAUUCGUCUAACGGCAAUCAAAAUAACGCCGAUCAGAUCGCGAUGGUAGUAGGCUCGCCAAGCGGAAUGUCUGUUGCUUCGGACGAUGAUGACGACAAUUGUCCCUCGUCGCCGGGGUCCGUCUAUGAGGAGGGCUCCGACCUCAUGGCGGCCGCCAUGGGCGACGAGGUGACCGCGCAACUAGCCGCCGCGGGACCUGUAGGCGUAGCAGCUGCAGCUGCGAUAGUAUCUUCGAAAAAGCGAAAACGACCGCACAGCUUCGAGACGAACCCUUCAAUAAGAAAGCGGCAGCAGAACAGAUUGCUGAGAAAGUUGCGGCAAACAAUUGACGAGUUUGCGACGCGAGUAGGCCAACAGGCCAUCGUUUUGGUUGCCACGCCCGGCAAACCCAACACAAGCUACAAGGUGUUCGGCGCCAAGCCGCUGGAGGACGUGAUCAAAAAUCUGCGCGGCAUGAUCAUGGACGAGUUGGAGAACGCGCUGGCGCACCAGGCGCCUCCGCCAAUACAAGACGACCCAACUUUGUUCGAGUUACCGCCUCUAAUCAUCGACGGCAUACCCACGCCGGUCGAGAAAAUGACGCAAGCCCAACUCAGGGCGUUCAUCCCUCUCAUGCUGAAGUACUCCACUGGUAGAGGCAAACCCGGAUGGGGCAGGGAAUCCACAAGACCGCCGUGGUGGCCCAAGGAGUUGCCCUGGGCUAACGUGCGCAUGGACGCCAGAAGCGAAGACGAGAAACAAAAAAUAUCUUGGACCCACGCGCUGAGGCAGAUUGUGAUAAACUGCUACAAAUUCCAUGGCAGGGAGGACUUGUUGCCAGCCUUCACCGAAGAGGACGAGAAGGCCAACGCGGCCGCCACGGCCAACGCCAAUGUCAGUACCUCAGUUGGUGUAUUAAAAAUGCACACGUCGGGCAUGGUGCCCACUCAUAAGAUACAAAUUCAAGCUAACGGCUCGCCGCAAAUUAUAGCCACGUCGCCUGAUCUAUCGGGCUCAUCCACGCAGGUCUGCCUUGAUCCUGCCGGCUAUAGUUCAGACGUCGAUAUAACCGCUCAGUACACCCCAACGGUUCUUCACACAAUCACCAACCCAGAUGGUACAGUCAGUAUUGUGCAAGUCGAUCCAAACAACCCCAUCAUUACAUUACCUGAUGGUACCACUGCGCAUGUGCAAGGAAUGGCCACUUUACAGUCAGGUCAAGGGGACGGCACGCCAGUGCACACAAUACAAACCAUCAGUGAAGGAGGUCAAGGUGAAGUGGUGGACUUGAACUCCGUCACAGAAGCAACGUUAAAUUCCGAAGGACAAAUCAUCCUUACGGCUGAGGAUGGGCAUGUGAGUGGAGUUAUAACAGUGCCAGUUUCGGCAUCAAUGUAUCAAACAAUGGUGGCCAACAUUCAACAUCUGCACACAAACAGCGACGGAACCGUUUGCGUUACACCAGUAGUUCAGGUACCUAAGGUUGAGCCGAACAAUGGCGACAACAUGGAGACGUUGACGGUGACGCCUAGCGGCUUGGGUACGCACUCGAUGAUGAUACAGACUUCGGGGACGGACGCGCCGCAAGUGUUGCAAGUGUUGUCUCUGAAAGACGCGACGGUUCUGACGAAGGCUAUGCAAAGCAUUGCCGACGUUAAAACCGAAGAGACCAUCAUCAGUGACCAAUAGACUGUUUGCAGUGGUGAAAAGACAAUUAGUUGGGCCCCACUAUUCCCCCCCCUUAUCCCUCCUUUAUGAUGUUUAAGAUAAUUACAUUGGUGGCGUUAUCGAGUUCGAUGGCGCUCUUAUAUUAUAGAAAAACCGAUCUAAGGUUGGCGUAGCCUUGCUGUUUGUGCAUUUUUUUAUCAGAUGUAUGAUCGGUAGGGUUCUGUAUGUAAUUUAUUGAUUGUCUUUUUUGUUUUUUCCAUCAACUAUUUAGCUUAUAUUUUUACACUUUUUUUACUUGACAAGUACAAUUAUUUACUUAAUUCUUAUUAAUUUUUUGUUACUUGUUGAGACCUCAAAAUAUCACUCAAAUUAUAUUUCCACAAAAUACCAUGAAAAUAGUAACCAUAUUUUUAGAUAAAUAUUGAAUAUAAUUCCGUUUGAUAUUUUGGCUUAGUCAGUUGUUGACGGAACAUUUAAAUUUAAGAAGUUUGCAGGCAUUUUAUAAAUUGAAGCGUGAACACACAAAAUUACCCAAUUUAACAAAACAAGCAUUUAUUUUUUCCAACUAGCAUAUAUUUUGGUUUUAUAUUACUGAAAUAGGAAACCUGAAUAUUUGCGAACGUCGUUCAAAAUAUCUACUUGUAAUUUAAUGUGGUGUUAAUAGUAAUGUUAUCAUAAUGUUGGAACAGAGCUUAAAUAUAGAAAAACCUGGUCACAAAACUAGAAAAAUACACGUAAACUAAAAAGCAUCAUUUCAUUUGUAAAUAAACUAGACAAUUUUACAAAAAAAAAAAUUAAAUUUUGACCAAAAUACAUAAUUUAGUCAAUGUUGUUUUUUCUGUAUAUAUGUUCUUUUAAUUAAGUAGCUUGCAGGGUGUUUUUGUUAAAAACCAAAAAAAUAUCUGAGAACAUGGCUUUUUAAUCCAAUAUAUUUGUUAAUUAAUUUUAAUUGCAAUCAAUGUGUACUAGUACGUUUUUUUAUGUGUGUGGAAGUCAGUAUUUUGUGUGGAUAAUUUAUUUGUGCCAUUUCACUAAGCUUCUUUUUUUUAUUAAAUUAAUUAAGGUGAUACAAAUAAUUAGUAAUUAAUAUGAAAAACCACUUAUUUGCAAAUAACAACGAUUGUUUUUAAUAAUGUGCAACUUCAAUUUGUGUACCUCACAAUCUAAACAAUUAAUUUUGAUUUUGUUUUGUUUUAUUUAAAUUUAUCCAUGAU
This is a messenger RNA of Brassicogethes aeneus, 3050 nucleotides long. Lineage: Eukaryota; Metazoa; Arthropoda; Insecta; Coleoptera; Nitidulidae. The record is from the annotation of a GenBank genome assembly.